Messenger RNA from Aspergillus aculeatus ATCC 16872, 610 nucleotides. RefSeq lists its product as uncharacterized. NCBI's taxonomy places the organism in Eukaryota, Fungi, Ascomycota, Eurotiomycetes, Eurotiales, Aspergillaceae. The coding region runs from base 131 to 475 and encodes 114 amino acids. The transcript has 2 exons. The record is from RefSeq and is a predicted model, not a curated record.
CACAUGAACUGGGGUACACAUAUAAGGACGAAGAUGUAUUGACAGGGAUUCCCUAUCUCCUGCAACGCCAGUCCCACUCUUUCAAUCAACCCCAAACCUUGUCCACAAAUUUCUCAUCGUCCCCGAAACCAUGCGUCUUCACUCUGUCCUCUUCUGUCUUGCCUUAGCCACGACCACCAUCGCUAAAGAGUGCUCUUACGACGGCUUCCAAGAAUGCGUGACCUACUAUGCCGAUUCCGACUGCCACCACAGUAUCGGCAACUACAUUCCGACCUGUGAGGGAAACUGCUUCCAAUUCAGCUCUUUCCAGGGACUGGUCGUCGAAGGCAACUUCAUUCAUGGCACCGACUGCAUCGUAUACUCAGACCCGUACUGCCAAAAUGAGAUCGGUGUCACUCCGAAUGCGAUCAACCAGAACAUCGAUUGUCUUUCGUACGGCGAAGCACAGUCGAUGAAAUGUUAUUUCGACUGCUGAGUGAGAGCGAAAAGCAAGGAUCGCGCUUAUCUUCAGCUGAGGAUUGGUGCGAUGGAAGGCUGGUGGGCCAGAUACCAUUCCUGCGGGGGAGAUAAUCAGGGAUCAUGAUGAAAUUACCCGCGCUUGCAGCGGAAA